Messenger RNA from Peromyscus eremicus (cactus mouse), 2490 nucleotides. RefSeq names its product metadherin (gene Mtdh). Gene Ontology annotation, biological process: regulation of transcription by RNA polymerase II; positive regulation of canonical NF-kappaB signal transduction; negative regulation of apoptotic process. Gene Ontology annotation, cellular component: nucleus. NCBI's taxonomy places the organism in Eukaryota, Metazoa, Chordata, Mammalia, Rodentia, Cricetidae. Gene Ontology annotation, molecular function: transcription coregulator activity; NF-kappaB binding. The transcript is spliced from 13 exons. Bases 103 to 1938 code for a protein of 611 amino acids. The record is from RefSeq and is a predicted model, not a curated record.
GCUCGGCCUGAGGUGUCGCGGCCCGCGUCGCCUCCCACGGCCCUUCCAGCGGCGUCCGUGCGCCCCGGCGUCAUCCCGCGAGUGUCUCUGACGGGAGGGAAGAUGGCUGCACGGAGCUGGCAGGACGAGCUGGCCCAGCAGGCCGAGGAGGGCUCGGCCCGGCUGCGGGAGUUGCUCUCGGUCGGCCUAGGUUUUCUGCGCACCGAGCUGGGCCUCGACCUGGGGCUGGAGCCGAAGCGGUACCCGGGCUGGGUGAUCCUGGUGGGCACCGGCGCGCUCGGGCUGCUGCUGCUCUUCCUGCUGGGCUACGGCUGGGCCGCGGCUUGCGCCGGCGCCCGCAAGAAGCGGAGGAGCCCGCCCCGCAAGCGGGAGGAGGCGGCCGCGUCGGCCCCGGCCCCCGAAGACCCAGCCCAGCUGAAGACUCUCCGAAGCGACGAGCAAAAGAAGAAGAACCGGAAGAAGCUGCCAGAAAAGCCCAAACCAAAUGGACGUACUGUUGAAGUAGCUGAGGAUGAAGUUGUUAGAACUCCCCGAAGUAUAACAGCAAAGCAGCCACCAGAGACAGACAAGAAAAAUGAAAAGUCAAAGAAAAAUAAGAAGAAAUCAAAGUCAGAUGCUAAAGCAGUGCAAAACAGUUCCCGCCAUGAUGGAAAGGAAGUUGAUGAAGGAGCCUGGGAAACUAAAAUUAGUCACAGAGAGAAACGACAACAGCGUAAACGUGAUAAAGUGCUGACUGAUUCUGGUUCAUUGGAUUCAACUAUCCCUGGGAUAGAAAAUACCAUCACAGUUACCACCGAGCAACUUACAACUGCAUCAUUUCCUGUUGGUUCCAAGAAGAAUAAAGGUGAUUCUCAUCUAAAUGUUCAAGUUAGCAACUUUAAGUCUGGAAAAGGAGAUUCUGCACUUCAGGUUUCUUCAGGAUUAAAUGAAAACCUUACUGUCAAUGGAGGAGGCUGGAAUGAAAAGUCUGUAAAACUCUCCUCACAGAUGAGUGCAGGUGAGGAGAAGUGGAACUCUGUUCCACCUGCUUCUGCAGGCAAGAGGAAAACAGAGCCAUCUGCUUGGACUCAAGACACUGCUGAUGCUAAUGCCAAUGGGAAAGACUGGGGAAGGAACUGGAGUGAUCGUUCAAUAUUUUCUGGCAUUGCUGCUUGGUCUAGUGUGGCUAGGGGGAUGAGUGCCUCUCAACAGAACUCUGCUUCUUUUGCAUCUCUCACACUUAACUCUGCUGUCUCUGGGUCUACUGCUGAGCCAGUUUCUCAGUCUACCACUUCUGAUUAUCAGUGGGAUGUUAGCCGUAAUCAACCCUAUAUCGAUGAUGAAUGGUCUGGGUUAAAUGGUCUGUCUUCUGCUGAUCCCAGCUCAGACUGGAAUGCACCAGCAGAGGAGUGGGGGAACUGGGUAGAUGAAGAAAGAGCUUCCCUUCUGAAGUCCCAGGAACCAGUCCUCAAUGAUCAAAGGAUUUCAGAUGAUGAUAAAGAAAAAGGAGAGGGAGCUCUUCCAACUGGAAAAUCUAAAAAGAAAAAAAAGAAAAAGAAGAAGCAAGGUGAAGAUAACUCUCUCACACAGGACACAGAAGAACUAGAAAAAGACAUUAGAGAAGAGCCUCCCCUGAAUACCUCCAAAGCCCGUCCAAAACAGGAGAGAGCUUUUCCCCUGAAGACCAUGAGCACUAGUGAUCCAGCUGAAGUACUCAUCAAAAAUAGCCAGCCUAUCAAGACUCUUCCACCUGCUAACUCUACCGAGCCAUCUGUUACCUUAUCAAAAGGUGACUCUGACAAGAGCUCUUCCCAAGUGCCACCAAUGUUACAAGACACAGACAAACCCAAGUCAAAUGCUAAGCAAAAUAGUGUGCCUCCCUCGCAGACCAAGUCUGAAACUAACUGGGAAUCUCCAAAACAAAUAAAAAAGAAGAAAAAAGCCAGACGGGAAACGUGAAUUUUUUUUUUUUUUCUGAAUUGGACAUGUGUUUACAAACACUGUCUUGAAGAUUAUGCUGUUUAUGCAAUAAUUUGUGAACAUGUACAGAAUUUUAUAUAAAUUUAAACCAAUUUUUAAAACAAAACUGAACACAACCACCAUAAAAUGGAAUCAAAGGAACAUUAAUUUAUGAGAUUAAGAGGUCAACAGAAUACAUACUACAGUGCUGGAAGACACUUGGGAGAGUCUUUUCAAUUGAACGAGAAUGAUCUUCAUUGAAGAAUAUUAUCCUGGUUUUACAACAGUUCCCUGUUUACAACAGAUUGUGCCCUGUCUCAUCUGAGCUGAGGAAUAGUGGGUUCUGAUUAGAAAGAAGGCCGCCUAGAAAUCAGUAGGCAGCUCCUUGGAUCUUAUGCACGAACUUAGACCAUUUGAAUCUGUUUUAUGCUUAAAUCAAAGUGCUUUGAUCAAAUGUGUAAUCUGCCAUAUCUUUACAUAUUUGUUGUAGCAGUUUAUAUUAAAAGAAUCACAAGUGCAAAUAAAAAGUCAUUUAUCAUUUGUUUAACUAAA